Molecule: messenger RNA, 456 nt
Organism: Metarhizium album ARSEF 1941
Lineage: Eukaryota; Fungi; Ascomycota; Sordariomycetes; Hypocreales; Clavicipitaceae
Product: Ubiquitin-conjugating enzyme E2
Exons: 4
Coding region: 1-456 (151 amino acids)
Biological process (GO): proteasome-mediated ubiquitin-dependent protein catabolic process; protein polyubiquitination; DNA repair
Cellular component (GO): HULC complex
Molecular function (GO): ubiquitin conjugating enzyme activity
Source: RefSeq, a predicted model, not a curated record
AUGUCUACCGCGGCAAGACGUCGUCUAAUGCGUGACUUCAAGCGCAUGCAGAUGGAUCCUCCGGCCGGUGUUUCCGCCUCACCCAUCCCUGAUAAUGUGAUGACAUGGAAUGCCGUCAUUAUCGGACCCGCCGACACGCCCUUCGAAGACGGAACUUUUCGACUGGUGAUGCAAUUCGAGGAACAGUAUCCCAACAAGCCGCCACAGGUCAAAUUUAUCAGUCAAAUGUUCCACCCGAACGUGUAUGCAACGGGGGAGCUAUGUCUUGAUAUCCUGCAAAACCGCUGGAGUCCGACAUAUGACGUCGCAGCUGUCUUGACGAGUAUUCAAAGUUUGCUCAACGACCCAAACACUGGGUCACCUGCAAAUGUCGAGGCGUCGAACCUGUACAAAGACAACCGCAAAGAAUAUACAAAGAGGGUGAGAGAAACGGUCGAGAAGAGUUGGGAGGACUAG